GGUCAUGGAUGUGUCUCAAGCUAAAGAUGGCGGCUUCGGCAGUUAGGACCGUUACGGCUCUGCGGACGAGCGUUAGCCGGCCCAUUGCUUUUGUCAGAAAAAUUCCUUGGACCGCCGCCUCAAGUGAGCUGAGAGAACACUUUGCACAGUUUGGCCAUAUACGAAAGUGCACUGUACCUUUUGACAAAGAGACUGGCUUUCACAGAGGUAUGGGUUGGAUUCAGUUUUCUUCAGAAGAAGAACUUCAGAAUGCACUACAGCAGGACAAUCAUGUUAUUGAUGGAGUAAAGCUCCAUGUUCAAGCUCAGAGACCAAAAGUUUUGCAGGGGGAUCAAACAUCUGAUGAAGAUUUUUGAGACUAUUAGUGUGUAUUAAAUAAAGUAACAAAACUGAAAA
Molecule: messenger RNA, 396 nt
Organism: Pteronotus mesoamericanus
Lineage: Eukaryota; Metazoa; Chordata; Mammalia; Chiroptera; Mormoopidae
Gene: SLIRP
Product: SRA stem-loop interacting RNA binding protein
Exons: 4
Coding region: 9-356 (115 amino acids)
Molecular function (GO): RNA binding
Source: RefSeq, a predicted model, not a curated record